CAUGUGUGCUCUUGUUUGCGGGCGGAUCAGGGGUAUAAGACAUCGCAGAUUUUAACAUCGCAUCAUCAAACUAUCUCCAGACUAGCUUAGCGUUCACACCCUUGACAAUUCGUCUCUCCGAUAAACAUGUCCUCGAACAAUUCUAAUUCUCAGCGUUCCUUGACUUUCAAGGAGAAACUGCAAAAUCUGGUGGCAUCCUUCUUUCCUAUGAGCUCUUCUCAGCUACAAUCUACCGUGGAGAGAGCCGUAGAGAGUGUUCAAGCGGGUGUUCAUGCUAGAUCAUCAUCCAUCGAUGAUACUCAUCAUGGUGAAACAAGCGGGCAAGACAUAUCGAAUCCUUUUGAUGACAGUGAUGCUGUCCACAAACUCGGUCCUCUUGCCGAGAGGUCCUCUAAAUAUAACCAAUGGUUGCUAGGGGUACUUCAGAGGAAGAACUGUCGGAGGAUUCUGGAUGCCGCGUGCGGAACAGGGGUGGACUCCUUAUUCCUGCUCAAACAUGGGAUGGAGGUCGUCAGUUGUGACGAUGCUGAAGCGAUGCUGUUUUAUGCCAGAUCGGAAAAGGAACGACUUGGAUUAAAAGACUGGGAGGUCAAACGGGCUAACUGGUUGACCUUGGACAAAGACCUUGAAGGUCACGGUCAAUUUGACGCUGUUCUAUGCCUUGGCAGUUCAAUAUUACAUCUUGUCGACCGACCACCAGAACUCAAGCUCCAUCGACAAUGUCUGAACAACUUCCAGAAGUUCCUCAAACCGGGCGGCUUGCUCUUGAUCGAUCACCGUAACAUCGAUUCGAUGAUGGAUCGGGGGAUCGUCGUGAAUAAAAACGUGUAUCAUAAGGAGGAUACAUUACCGGGCGUUUCGACGAAAACCAUCACCGUUGAUGGCGUCCCAACUCAAGUGGAUAUCAUCUACGACAUGCUUAUGAAGGAUGGCGACACGGGAAACAACGGCUUCAAUAAAAUCGAAAAGGUUACCAUGCCUUUGGCUCCCGUCCAUGUUCACAAAUUUACCGCGCUUCUCAAAGACGUAUUCGGAGGAAAUUGCACAUACACCCUCUACGGCGAUCUGGAGGAAGUCAACAACGGGAACACAGAAAACAUAGCGUAUUUUCAACACGUCGUACAUGAAUAAAUAUCAUAGAAAUUGUCAUUCAAGGGGAACUUAACCCUGACAAACAGAUAAUUGUAAAAAUAGCAGAAAAAUAUUUUAAAAAUAUUGGCUUGGGGAAGAUCCAUUAAAGAAUAACAAAGUUAUUAGAAUUUUAAUUACUUGAUUUCUGACGUCAUGCAAUGUAUGGUAAAAAAGUGAUUUUCUCCGAAAAUUCAAAAUGGUUUUUAUUCUGUUUUCAGUGUAUCAAUACACAAAUGAUUUCACACCCGUUU
Molecule: messenger RNA, 1382 nt
Organism: Lytechinus variegatus (green sea urchin)
Lineage: Eukaryota; Metazoa; Echinodermata; Echinoidea; Temnopleuroida; Toxopneustidae
Product: glycine N-methyltransferase-like
Exons: 6
Coding region: 127-1131 (334 amino acids)
Biological process (GO): regulation of gluconeogenesis; one-carbon metabolic process; S-adenosylmethionine metabolic process
Cellular component (GO): cytosol
Molecular function (GO): identical protein binding; glycine N-methyltransferase activity; glycine binding
Source: RefSeq, a predicted model, not a curated record